Spizellomyces punctatus DAOM BR117 is the source of this 2458-nucleotide messenger RNA. RefSeq lists its product as uncharacterized. Gene Ontology annotation, biological process: cytoskeleton-dependent cytokinesis. Gene Ontology annotation, cellular component: cell division site; microtubule cytoskeleton; septin complex. Bases 1 to 2115 code for a protein of 704 amino acids. The record is from RefSeq and is a predicted model, not a curated record. Gene Ontology annotation, molecular function: molecular adaptor activity; GTP binding; GTPase activity. NCBI's taxonomy places the organism in Eukaryota, Fungi, Chytridiomycota, Chytridiomycetes, Spizellomycetales, Spizellomycetaceae. The transcript has 17 exons.
AUGCCGUUGGAAUACGCACUUCAGUUCCGUGGGCGGUUUCCCGACCCAGGCCCGUGGAAGCUACCUCGUUCGUUCACUGCAAGACUCUCCGAGCCUCUUGGGAUAAGUGAUUUGCCAGUCCAGCGCGUUCGCAGGUCGAAACGUCGCCCUUAUAUGUUCAACAUUAUGGUUGUUGGUGAAUCUGGAUUGGGCAAAACAACAUUCAUGAACACGCUUUUCAACGCACCCUUGACGGAGCAGAGAACUCCAAAGAACCUCUCUGCCUCGAAAACAGUGGCUAUUGAUCCCACUACUUAUGAGCUCACGGAAGACGGAGUCACAUUGAUGCUAACCGUCAUCGACACCCCUGGGUUCGGCGAUCAACUGAACCGGGAAACGAGCUUUGAGCCCAUUGUGGACUAUAUCGAUGCUCAGUACGACCUUUAUCUCCAAGCCGAAAGUAGCCAGGAAAUGCGGCGAAACAUUAGGGAUACUCGUGUCCACGCCCUGCUUUAUUUCAUUACGCCUUCAGGAGAUAAUGGGUUGAAGGAGUUAGAUGUUGAAUUUCUCCAGCGGCUGUCCACUAAGGUCAAUGUCAUUCCUGUCAUUGCGAAGGCAGACACAUUGACGCCUGAGGAAACGUCAGCAUUCAAAAAAGCGAUAUUAAGAGACUUUGAAAGACAUGAUAUUCGUGUGUAUCCCACGGCACAUGCGGAGGAUCGGGAAACCCUCGUCGACCUCGAAAGAUACAUGCCCUUUGCCGUCAUUGGUAGUGAUGAUUUCAUAGACGUUGGAGGCAAGAAAGUGCGUGGUCGGUCAUACCGCUGGGGUGCCGUGGAGGUUGAAAAUGACAAACAUUGCGAUUUCGUACACCUCCGGGAAUUGCUGAUCAGGUCUAAUCUUCAAGAUCUCAUCGAAACAACCCAAACCGUUCAUUACUCCCAAUAUCGUUCCCAACAAAUCCGUGAACAGGGUCGUCCUGAGUCGUUCCUUGCAUGUGAUGAAUUUUACGAAUCAAGAAUCGAGAAUGCUAAGCGAAGCCUUGCCGAUGAUAUGCAGCGUAAGGAGGAUGAGAUGCGGCAGAUGUUUGUUGCGAAAGUGCGGGAGAAGGAGGCCAGUUUGCGGGAACGGGAAGAAGCACUAGCGCUUAAACGUCAGCAGAUGAUGGAGGAACUUGAAAAGAUUCGCCGAAGCAUUGAAGCGGAGGAGAGUACAUACAACGAGAUGCUCAAGGCGAAGGGGACGCAAAAGAAGUUCAUGGGUGCCAAUCUUCUGGGCAAUAUUGGCGUGAGCGAAGCAACCAAGGUGCGGAUCUCAUCUCAGUCACGUGAAUCUCAACUGAACUCAUUCUGGAGCUCACCUGGAGGACCCACAUGGCCUACUUUCGACUUUGUUAAGCCUCGGGAUGAUAGUGCCAUAUGCACAACAGGGCGGUUUACAAUACAGGGACAGCCUCUCUUCACUCAGGCAGAGGAAGAUCAGGGUCUUGGUGAGGCGGACAGGCUUGGGCACGAGGCCAAAACAGCGUUGACAGUAUGGGAUUGUAGCGUAAUUCUUGCCAAAAUGCUGGAAUAUCAGAACACUCGCGCCGCUACGGCCAUAUCAGAGUUUGAUGUUCGCGGAAAACGAGUGAUUGAGCUGGGUGCAGGAAGAGCGUUGGUUGGUAUGGCUGCCGCAGUACUAGGAGCGAACGUCGUCGUGACAGAUGUGGAUGACGUUCUGCCUGCUCUGAAAAAAGUGAUUGCGUUAAACGAGCAUAUUAUUGCAUCGGAUAAAGCAGAGAGCGAACUCAGUGGAAAAGGACGGAUAGAGGGUGUUUGCAAUUUAGAUUGGACCCAAAGAUCGAACGUCAUUUCAAUGCUCCAACCCCCUUUUGAUCUAAUCCUCGCCGCUGAUGUCGUUUGGCUGUAUGAUUUAAUCGAACCUCUAGUAGCAACCAUUGCAGAACUCUCCUCUCCAAAUACAACGACCCUUCUCGCCUACCAAUCACGAGCCCUCAGGGCGGAUCGACAACUCUUUUCAGCUUUGGAGAACCAUCGCCUUAGCUGGGAAAUUCUCGGGGACGAGCAGUUAGAUCUAUUCUAUCGGAAGGACAAUGUUGUGAUAUAUCGCAUUCAAAAGAGGAGGCAUGGAUAAAGACAAUCCAUAGGGAUUCAGUGAAAAACGAGAUCCGUUCCCACUGCGUAGCGCACUCGAGACUUUAUUAAUGCGUACUCAUAACAUGUCGGUAUUGAAUACACAGUUGGCGACCAACAACCGUCGGUGCGGGUUCAACGAAAGCGGCUUUAGGCGGACACAAUGGUGUUCCUACCAUUAAUCUACUGAGGAUGGGUGCAUUCCCGCUAAUAUUGUUUCGUGCAGAGGGAUUCUUGCAGACAUGUUGACGUUUUGCUAUGUAUACAUUGAUGAAUCUAUGCCGCAAGAGGUGAAAUAAGACGGAGAAGAUUUGGGCGCGGUACGCUUCGUGUGAAACCUUGUG